AUGGCUGACGAACAUUCCAUUCGGGCCUUUGGCCCAGCUCGAUCUACCAUCAAGGGCAACCCGCUCAAUGCCUCCGAUAUUGCCCUGUACAAUGACUACUUCAAGGCCAGCUGCUACUUGUCUCUGGGCAUGAUUUAUCUGCGAGAAAACCCACUGCUCCGUGAGCCUCUCAAAAGAGAACACUUGAAGCAGCGUCUUCUGGGUCAUUUUGGGUCUGCUCCCGGUCAGAUCUUCACUUAUAUGCACUUCAACCGUCUCAUCAAGAAGUACGAUUUGAACGCGUAUUUCGUUUCUGGUCCUGGCCAUGGAGCUCCCGCUGUGUUGUCACAGUCUUAUCUAGAGGGAGUCUAUUCGGAAGUCUACCCUGAGAAAUCCCGGGAUAUCGAGGGUCUCCAGAAGUUCUUCAAGUACUUCUCAUUCCCAGGUGGCAUUGGUUCGCAUGCCACCCCCGAGACGCCUGGAUCUAUCCACGAAGGUGGUGAACUGGGCUAUUCGAUUUCCCACGCCUUUGGCUCAGUCUUUGACCAUCCAGACCUGAUUGCGCUGACUAUGGUCGGUGAUGGCGAAGCUGAAACUGGCCCGCUCGCCACUUCCUGGCACUCAACCAAAUUUCUGAACCCAAUAACUGAUGGCGCUGUCCUGCCAGUGUUGCAUCUAAAUGGCUACAAAAUCAACAAUCCCACUGUUCUUGCCCGUAUCUCUCACGACGAGCUCAAGAACUUGUUCAUUGGCUAUGGCUGGGAGCCCUUCUUUGUCGAGGGUGAUGAAUUGGACAGUAUGCAUCAAGCUAUGGCCUCAACCCUCGAGCAUUGUGUCGGCCUCAUCAAGGAUUACCAAAAGAAGGCGCGUGACAGCGGCAAAGCUUUCCGUCCCAGAUGGCCAAUGAUUGUUUUGCGAACGCCUAAGGGGUGGACUGCGCCUCGAAAAGUCGACGAUAACUAUCUUGGAGGCUUCUGGAGAGCUCACCAAGUUCCCAUCACCGAUGUCAACACAAACGCCGAUCAUCUCAAGGUUCUUGAAUCUUGGAUGCGUAGCUACGAGCCUGAUAGGCUUUUCGACAAGGAAGGUGCACCAAUUGCCGCUUUGCGAAAACUGUGUCCAGACGGACAUCGUCGCAUGAGCGCCAACUUGGUCGCAAAUGGAGGUCUUAUCAAGAAGCCACUCAAGAUGCCCGAUUUCAAAGACUACGCCAUCAAAGUUGACCAUCCUGGCGCCACCAUGGUUGGGAGCAUGACAAACAUGGCAGGCUUCCUGAGAGACGUCAUGGCCCGGAACAUGCAUAACUUUAGGCUGUUUGGCCCCGAUGAAACCGAAUCGAACAAGUUGUCACGAGUUUACGAGGCGGGCAAGAAAGUCUGGAUGGGCGACUACUUCGAGGAGGAUGCCAACGGCGGCAACCUUGCCAUGGCUGGACGAGUCAUGGAAAUGCUGUCUGAGCAUACUUGCGAAGGGUGGCUUGAGGGCUACGUCUUGAGCGGCAGACAUGGCUUGCUCAACAGUUACGAGCCUUUUAUCCAUGUCAUUGACUCCAUGGUCAAUCAGCACUGCAAGUGGAUUGAAAAGUGUCUCGAGGUGGAGUGGCGAGCAAAGGUUGCUUCACUCAACAUUCUCCUUACAGCUCUUGUUUGGAGGCAGGACCACAAUGGCUUCACCCACCAGGACCCUGGCUUCCUUGAUGUGGUUGCCAACAAGAGCCCCGAGGUUGUUCGUAUUUACUUGCCCCCAGACGGUAACUGUCUUUUGUCUGUCAUGGACCACUGCCUGAGGUCUAAUAACUACGUCAACGUGAUUGUUGCCGACAAGCAGGACCACCUGCAGUACCUCGACAUGGAGGCAGCUAUCCAGCACUGCACCAAGGGUAUCGGUAUCUGGCCCAAGUUCAGCACUGACACUGGAUGCGAACCCGACCUGAUUAUGGCAUCCUGCGGCGAUAUCAGCACCCAAGAGUCACUCGCCGCCGUCGAUCUUUUGCUCGGAUUCUUCCACGAUCUGAAGAUUCGAUUCGUCAAUUGCGUCGACCUGUUCAAGCUCAUCCACCCGUCUGACCAUCCCCAUGGUCUCACCGACAAGGAAUGGGUCAGCCUAUUUACCGACAACACUCCCAUCAUCUUCAACUUCCACAGCUAUCCCUGGAUGGUGCAUCGUCUCACGUACAAGCGACCCGGCAGCCAGAACUUACAUGUCCGUGGAUACCGCGAGAAGGGCAACAUCGACACCCCGCUGGAACUGGCCAUCCGCAACCAGACUGAUCGAUUCAGUCUCGCCAUCGAUGCUAUCGACCGUAUGACGUGUCUGGGCAACCGUGGUGCCUCUGCCCGACAGUCCCUCUUGGAUCAGCAGAUUGCUGCGCGAAAUGAGGCAUUCGAGAUGGGCAUGGAUCCACCAGCAUUGUCCAAGUGGACAUGGCAGCGGGAUGGAUUGUGGAAGAAGGCUGCUGAAAAGAUGACCAUUAACGCGAAAUAA
Pochonia chlamydosporia 170 is the source of this 2463-nucleotide messenger RNA. Its product is annotated as xylulose-5-phosphate phosphoketolase. The coding region runs from base 1 to 2463 and encodes 820 amino acids. Gene Ontology annotation, biological process: carbohydrate metabolic process. Gene Ontology annotation, molecular function: aldehyde-lyase activity. The transcript has 3 exons. Lineage: Eukaryota; Fungi; Ascomycota; Sordariomycetes; Hypocreales; Clavicipitaceae. The record is from RefSeq and is a predicted model, not a curated record.